Messenger RNA from Carya illinoinensis, 1253 nucleotides. Its product is annotated as putative cysteine-rich receptor-like protein kinase 35. Gene Ontology annotation, biological process: protein phosphorylation. Bases 119 to 859 code for a protein of 246 amino acids. The record is from RefSeq and is a predicted model, not a curated record. Gene Ontology annotation, molecular function: ATP binding; protein kinase activity. The transcript is spliced from 6 exons. Lineage: Eukaryota; Viridiplantae; Streptophyta; Magnoliopsida; Fagales; Juglandaceae.
AUUGCAGAUGUAUUAAACUGCGCGCUGCUACUUCUCCAUCGGUGCAAGGCUUUUUAGUAGUAGUUGCUUCUUGAGGUAUGAGUUCUACGACUUCUAUAAAUAUGACGCGACAUCUUCAAUGAAUGCCCAAGUAUCAGGAAGCGGCGGAAGGAAAAUAUGGAUGAUCAUUAAUAUAGUUGUAUCAGCAUGCUUGGCGAUGGUACUUUUUGCUUCCGGCAUGUCUUGUCUUGCGAACAAAAAGGCUCGGAAACGGAAGAAAGAAUUUGUUUGUCAGCGAGCAAAUAAUAGUAAUCCAAGUGUCUCACGCUUUCAUCACUGCAAUUUUCAAGGAAGAUAUGACCCCCAAGCUCAAGAUUUUCCCUAUAUUAAGUUGUCAUCAAUACAAGCAGCUACUGAUAACUUCUCCGAUUCAAAUAAGCUUGGGGAGGGUGGUUUUGGUCCUGUCUACAAGGGUUUACUAAGUGAUGGAAAGGAAGUAGCGGUUAAGAGGCUAUCCUUCGGUUCCGAGCAGGGUUCAGAGGAAUUCAUAAAUGAGGUUCUACUUAUAAUGAAGCUUCAACGCAAAAAUCUUGUCAAGCUUCUUGGUUUUUGCGUAGAGGGAGACGAAAGGCUGCUUGUUUAUGAAUUCAUGCCCAACAACAGCCUAGAUGUCUUUCUCUUUGAUCGAAGCAGAUGUGCACAACUCAGUUGGAGCAGACGACUUAAUAUAAUAGAUGGAAUUGCAAGGGGAAUUCUUUAUCUUCACCAGGAUUCACGACUUAGAAUAAUUCAUAGGGACCUAAAACCUAGUAAUGUCUUACUGGACUAUGACAUGAAUCCCAAGAUCUCAGACUUUGGAAUGGCAAGGAUCGAUCUUUGAAGGAAGCGAGGGCGAGGCUAAUAAUACUGCUCAAAUUGCUGGGACCUAUAUCUACAAGGGAGUGCUAGAAGAUGGGAAGGGAGUAGCGGUUAAAAGGCUAUCAAGGAAGUCAUGGCAAGGCUUAGAGGAAUUUAAAAAUGAGGUCAUACUCAUUGCACGACUUCAACAUAGAAACCUUGUGAAGCUCUUGGGAUGUGCCAUUGAGGGCCAGGAAAAGCUUCUUGUGUACGAAUUCAUGCUCAACAGAAGCCUUGAUUUCUUUAUAUUUGGUAAUUUGUUACUUCAACCUUUCCGCUCAUUGACGUGAUAAGCGUUAUAAUUAGCCACUAAUUAUACGUUACAAUACAUACAUAUAUCUCUAUUCUAUUAUAAUAAGUGGUUAUUUAACUGUAAA